UGUUGCGCACGCCCAACGACCGAAGGAGAGGCAGCGAAGCAGGUAAGUUAGAAUGCGAAUUGUCAGACGCUCGAUGAUGCGUUUGGGGCUGCGGGACAUCGGACAUUUCAAGUAGCACGAUGAGGUCGUAUCGCAUCGAACCUGCCAAGUCGACGAGUUCUCAGCCGACCGUUUGGACUAUUACCAAAAGAUCGGCCAAGGCCAAUGGCGAGAACAGGAACGCCAAGACAGCCAAUUCGCCGAGACGCGCCAGAGACGAGUCUCUAAAGAUGGACGCCAUGCCCGUUGACGUGUCAAGACCGAGCGCCUCGAAUUCCGGAGCGAACCUGAUCGAGAGCGCAAGAAGUUUCCACUGCGCCCUCAGGCCGAUCAUCGUGCUGGCGCAGGUGUUCGGUGUUUUUCCGGUGAGCGGUGUCAUGUCGGCGAGCGCCUCCAGUCUGAGGUUCACUUGGCGGAGCGUGAGAAUCGUGUACUGCGUGGUGUCGGCGACUGGCUCGAUCAAUCUCAUAGUGUUUAGCAUCUACCGCCUGGCAACGACAGCCAUCACUUCCAGCAAAACAAGUAAUUUGGUGUUCGCCUUGACGGCCGGGACCACGAAUUUGCUGUUUCUCAAACUGGCGCGCCAGUGGCCGAGCUUUGCCGUCUCCUGGGAGAAUAUGGAGCGCGAGCUCGCCGCCCGACACAGCCCGCACCGGCAGAGCUCCCUCAAUCUCGCGCUCAAGUUCAAGAUACUCAGCGCGGUCGUGAUGGUGCUCGCGCUCGUGGAGCACACUCUGUCGAUUCUGUCGGGAUACUUCAGCGCGCUCGAGUGCGCGAGCAUUCGCGGCGACCGGAACGUCAUGGCCACUUAUUUCAUGUUGCAGUUCCCAGGCAUGUUUACCCAUCACAACUAUGCAUUCUGGAAGGGAUUUAUCGUCCAAUUCAUCAACUUUCUUAGUACGUUCUCCUGGAAUUUUAUGGACCUUUUUCUUAUCCUUGUUAGCGUCGCCCUCACCGACCAGUUCAGGCAGCUCAACCACCGACUCUACUCAAUUAGGGGCAAGUACUGUUUCAUGGUAAAGUCGAUGCCUGACUGGUGGUGGGCCGAGGCGCGCAUCGACUUCAAUCGACUGGUCACGAUGACGAGACGCGUCGACUCCAAGAUCUCCGAUAUCGUUCUGCUCUCUUUCUCCACCAAUCUGUACUUCAUCUGCAUCCAGCUGCUCAACUCCUUCAAACCGAUGCCGAACGCCAUCCAGACAAUCUACUUCUGCUUCUCUUUCGGCUUCCUGCUGUCGAGGACGGCGGCAGUGUCGUUGUACGCGGCCACGGUGCACGACGAGUCGCUGCUGCCCGCGCCCAUACUGUACAGCGUCUGCAGCGAGAGCUACUCCAGAGAAGUGCGCAGAUUUCUGACGCAAGUCACCACGGAUAACGUCAGCCUCACGGGAAUGAAGUUCUUCUCGAUCACUCGAAGCCUCAUUCUGACUGUAAGUACGUUUGUCGCCGGUACUAUCGUCACUUACGAGCUUGUGCUCGUUCAGUUCAAUGCGGUGCAGUCGGAUCACCAACAGAACUCCAACAUCACAAAAGUUUGCGAGUCCGAGGGAGCGUCGUCUUUCACUGACGCCAAAAUUGAAGAGUUUUAAAAAUGUAUUUAACGGAUUGCAUUGCAGAAGAAAACAAAUAUUCAAUAAUGAAUUUCUUUUUAAACGACAUGAAAUUUG
Phymastichus coffea is the source of this 1706-nucleotide messenger RNA. Its product is annotated as gustatory receptor for sugar taste 64e-like. The transcript has 12 exons. Gene Ontology annotation, molecular function: sweet taste receptor activity. The record is from RefSeq and is a predicted model, not a curated record. Gene Ontology annotation, biological process: sensory perception of sweet taste; detection of chemical stimulus involved in sensory perception of taste. NCBI's taxonomy places the organism in Eukaryota, Metazoa, Arthropoda, Insecta, Hymenoptera, Eulophidae. Gene Ontology annotation, cellular component: membrane. Bases 120 to 1628 code for a protein of 502 amino acids.